Molecule: messenger RNA, 657 nt
Organism: Parnassius apollo (apollo)
Lineage: Eukaryota; Metazoa; Arthropoda; Insecta; Lepidoptera; Papilionidae
Source: the annotation of a GenBank genome assembly
AUGUGUUAUCCCGAGAAGCUGAAACUGCUUCACAACAAGAAUUGCGGCUUACAGCUGACCGCGAACGGCAUACAUUAUCUCGCGAGUCCGAAACCUACACUGAGAGUGAAUUACGUCUCACAGCUGUCCGCGAACGGCAUACAUUAUCUCGUGAGUACAAAACCUACACUGAGAGGGAAUUAUGUCUCACAGCUGAUCACGAACGGCAUGUACUAUCCUAUGAGUCCGAAACCUACACUGAGAGGGAAUUAUGUCUCACAGCUGUCCGCGAAGCAGCAUACAUUAUCUCGCGAGUCCGAAACCUACACUGAGAGGGAAUUACGUCUCACAGCUGUCCGCGAACGGCAUACAUUAUCUCGCGAGUCCGAAACCUACACUGAGAGGGAAUUACGUCUCACAGCUGACCGCGAACGGCAUACAUUAUCUCGCGAGUCCGAAACCUACACUGAGAGGGAAUUACGUCUCACAGCUGUCCGCGAACGGCAUACAUUAUCUCGCGAGUACAAAACCUAUACUGAGAGGGAAUUAUGUCUCACAGCUGAUCACGAACGGCAUCUACUAUCCUGUGAGUCCGAAACCUACACUGAGAGGGAAUUCUGUCUCACAGCUGACCGCGAACGGCAUACAUUAUCUCGCGAGUCCGAAACCUACACUUAG